This is a messenger RNA of Thunnus maccoyii (southern bluefin tuna), 3571 nucleotides long. RefSeq names its product endonuclease domain-containing 1 protein-like. Gene Ontology annotation, molecular function: nucleic acid binding; metal ion binding; hydrolase activity. NCBI's taxonomy places the organism in Eukaryota, Metazoa, Chordata, Actinopteri, Scombriformes, Scombridae. The coding region runs from base 2466 to 3347 and encodes 293 amino acids. The record is from RefSeq and is a predicted model, not a curated record. The transcript is spliced from 2 exons.
UUUGACCUCUUCAUGGUAUUUGUUGACAAAAAGACAAAAAUCACCCACCUUCUUUUUUUUAAACUCAAACCUAUAUAUUUACAACUACUAACAUUUAUGAAUGGUAUAUAGUAUUAUAUUUGUAAUUAUUUUGUCUGUUAGGGGAAAGUUGGCCAAGUAUGGUUUGAAAGAUGUAGAUUCUGUAAAUUCUCUGCUGAGGGCAAGUUUUAUGAAAAAAAUAUAAUAAUUUAAUGCAUACAUGCAUUCAUUUCUGUGUUUGGUUCCUUCAUUUAAAUAUCAGUUCCGUGCUUUGAUGUGUUUUGUUCUCUGAGAUUUUUUACAAACAUGAAAAGUUGUAGAAGAUAACACAAUCUUUUUUAUUUUUACAGGUUUCAGGAAAUGAUUGGGAGAUUAGAGAUAAAACAUCUCCUCAUAGGUGAACUGGUGAGUAAAAUAUAUUGAAUCUUCAGACUGUAGUGUGAUAUUUAAACCUGCAUGUCUGUCAUAUCAUAACAUUAGUCUGCCAUCACUUUUAUCAUCUCACUGUUUAGACUCACUGGAGGCAGACUUUUGCUAUCACUGUGUUGCUGACAGGCCUGGACCAGAGCGAGGAGACUCUGUCUCGCCCAAAUGGAGCAAGAGGUCCAAGAAGAGCUGGAAAAUGAAAAGCGGCUUUCACAGCUGCUGUUCAGGAAGGUAACACUGGAGCACCUUCAGAUGUUUGUGUCAAACAUCCGCAUAAAAGCGGAGGAGUCUGUACAAACAUUUAUUCCAUCACUGCACAGCAAACUGCUGUGGCAUUUUGGUGGCACUCAGCUUCGUCCAGUCUCUGCAGGGGAUACAAAGCCAGCAGAGCUCUUGGAACUUGAGCAGAGCACUGCGCCAGUGGUCCCAGCGGUGGUGAACACGGUUCUGAAGACAAAACUGAAGCUGCUUCAGGUUGGAAGACUGCUGACUGACUCAGCAGCUCCCUGUCUCUCUCAGUAUGGACCUACACCUCUUCUGCCUGAGGUCUGCACUGUAGUGGGUUGAUAUAUGGUCAGAGCCAUCUUCAAGAAGUUUGACCAUCGCUCCAAGACUUUUCACCUGAUGGAUUACGAUGAAAGCUUUUCUCUGCCAGAGAAGGCGUCAUCUCUGCAAUCCCGGACAUGGACCGUGAAGUGCAGACUGCUGCAUCCAGCCAGGUUCAACUUCAGCUCAGCACCUCAAGGGGGCUACAAGAGGGACUCAUAGAGGAGAAGGAGGCCUCUCCAGACUAUGUGUGUGUGCCGCUCUGCCAGCUAGUGUAAUAUCAAUGACUGGUGUUGCCUCCCCUAGCACAAAAUAGCCUGGACACCCAGACAAAAUGUCACUCAACAGGCCUGUCUCCUCUACUUCUCUCAGCCCCCUUUCUUCUCUUCCCCUAAUUCUUUCACACAUCAAGGUUAAUGGAGAAUUUCAGACAUGGGGGGUUCUUUAAAAAUUUGGUAUCAGGGAGGGAGCACAACAGGUGAAGCUUUCAGCACACAAAAGAUAUUUCAUUGCAUGCAGGGUGAAGCCGUCCUGUCUUCGAUUUUGCUGUUUUCCCGCUGUAUUUUCACUCUCAGACACUAGAAACUCAGAGUGUGACAGCAGCAGAAGACACUUCCAGAUGACUUUGAGGUCUUGCUGGUGUUUCUGUCUUGUUACCUGAAAAAGAAAAACAAAGCAGAAUCUUUAUUUUUAUGUUGACAAGACAAGCUGUUUCCACUUUAUGUGCCUUGCAUUUAAGUUCUUUGCAGAGCAAAGAUGCAACACCACCAGAUAUACCAAAUAAUAUAGCUAAGAAGGAUGGGAAAUUGGAUUUUCCAAACAACCCACAGCAGUACAUUAAGCCGAAAGGGAGAUAUUCCAGGUGUGCGUACACUUGUUUGUAAUGUGAAAAUGGAUACCAAAGCAGCAGCAACCCUUGUUUUUUCUAGAUGAAAGCAUCUACCUUUGUCACUGUCAUACUCCUAGCAAAGAGUGUGCACCAGGCUGAAGAUAAGUGUUAGGCAACAGCAACUGUCAUGUAAAUGUGUGAAAGACAAGCUACCAGUUUCCAUUUGCGGGAAGUGCUCACUUGGUUUCCUUGUUUAAAGCAACUGGUGUUUUGCUUGACUGUUAUCACGAGAGGAGACGUUUGACUUACCAAAGGGUCUGUGGGAUCCUACCUCCCUCUCCACCAAUGAGAGAACACACAUGUCUUUGCCAUUGGCCAAUGGCCAUACACUGUAGCAGUUGGGUGGCAAGAUGUGCAUUGUUUUGCAUACUGAGUCCUGAUCACAGAGAACAGAGCGUGAAACCUGUAGAAGCUGUUUGAGCUCCAUGGCCAGGUAUAGGGACAUUUGUAGCAGCUCACAGGGAUAUACUUUUAAAGAGGAGAGAUUCAUGAACAUCAGGAACAGUGUUGCUCUUGAUUUUUCCUUCUUCAGAAAUACCCUUCUAGCACGCAUCCAGGAUCCGACUGCAUCAAAGCCAUACUGACUAUGGCAUUUUGGGCACAGAUAGCUUUCUUGCUAGUCAACAUAAUGACAUCAGCUGUCAGAGGGAGAGUGGAGAAAGUGUUGUCUCCAGAGUGCAGAGAAUUCCUCUACAUGGGAACACCGCCAACAGGGCUACAGCACCACUCCCUCCAAUUCAUUUGUCAGCGUUAUAACAAGAAGCCACGCUACGUGACUCUGUACAACACCAUGGACCAUAUACCUGUCUACUCUGCCUACAUCUUCAAACGCACAGAUGGAGAGAGAUGCGUGGAUGUGCCUUGGAUGUAUGAACCUCAGCUAUCCACAUCCUCUGAUACAGAUGAGAUGCAGCCUUUCCCACAUGGUUACAUUCACAUGAAUUUUGAGGAUGCCCAAGCUGUUCUGGAUGAUUACACAAACGCCAUCCUCUACGAACGUGGUACCCUCAACCCAGACGAGCAUCAUGAUGAGCUUGAUGACAAGGCCUCCACCUACACCCUGACCAACGUCGUACCUGUAGUACCCGAAUUCAACAACGGAGUCUGGAACAAACAGGAGCACAUUAUCCGCAAACGACUCAACAACUAUUGCCGGGGAACAGCCUACAUUGUCACAGGCAUCACCACCUCGGGGAAGAUGAUCCGCCGGCACAACAUCAACCGCAUUGCAGUUCCCACCUACUUGUGGUCAGCUUAUUGCUGUGAGGACUACGACCACAAUGCACCUUAUGACGAACGCUAUAAGUUCCCAUCUUUUGCUUACUAUGGCCUCAAUGAGAAGAAUAACGAGAUGGUUGAAAUCCCUGUCCAGAAGCUUAAGGAGUUCCUCAGGAAGACAACCUAUGUAGACCAGAGCUUUCAGAUUUUUGUGGGUGACUGUAUCCCAGCCCUCAGUCAAACUGAAUAGAAAAAUAUUUUUGCUAUAGGGCAGCUAUUUUGCAUUUUGCCUCGAGUAUCUUAGAAUCACAUCACAUUACAUUUUAUUGUGUCUUCCCCAGAAAAGUUCAUAAUUGUUUGUUAUGAUACACUCUAUGAGACUAAAUGUGUUACCAGUGCUCCUACUUGAACAGUUGAAUAACUUGUCAUUAGUCAGACUGAAAAUGUAACAGUAAUGUACCUGCCUUGUCAAAU